This is a messenger RNA of Phoenix dactylifera (date palm), 4646 nucleotides long. RefSeq lists its product as uncharacterized. Lineage: Eukaryota; Viridiplantae; Streptophyta; Magnoliopsida; Arecales; Arecaceae. The record is from RefSeq and is a predicted model, not a curated record.
UUCUUGAUAUAGCGAUUCCACGAGUGGUUAGUGCGGUUUCUUGGAUGAUUCUUUUAUGAUGCUCUGUGUUUGCUCGUUGGUGUAAGAAGAUCCAAAAUGUCAGGGGGCACGCCGGUGGCUGGUGGCUACGUGAGGCAGAGACACAACCAAGGGAAACUCCUCGACUGGCGAGACCUCGAGGACGAUGCAUCUUCAAGGCCACCAACAUAUUCGAUACCAGCCCUUCGGAGGGCUCGGACACGGAAAGAAGUCGUUGAGACGGUAAUCUGGCUCAUUGCGGUGUGCAUCAUCUACUAUGGCGAUCGGCGCUCAAAUCUGAUCUCUCUCUUGUGCUGGGAUGGAAGGAUCAAGAGGACAGCUCUGUACCUCAGUCUUGUGGGUGUUGCCUUGGAUUUAGGCCUUAAUUUAUAUUCCACAUUUUUCUUGUGCGGUCCACAGAAGCUUUAUGAAAAAAAUGAAGCCUUGCUUUCUAUAGCACCAUGUAUCAUCAUGCUUGGAUUCCUCUUGUUCUGCUUGUUAUCAUUUGCUUUAUGGCCUAUUUGGUGUUUCUUGUCCAUUCCUCUUUUGUUUACACUAUUCAUGGCUGUCAUGGUUAUAUCACCAUACUUGCUAAUUGGACCACUUAGAUUAUCUGAAUUUGCAGCCCGUGCUGACUGAUCUUUCAAAAUUGAUUAUCUGAGAACUGAAGAAAAACUGAUUUUAGAAGGGUGAAUUUCAAAUGUAUGUUGUGGCACUCUAACCAUCAUGGGAAGAUUUACCAAGCCAUGGAUACUUCAGGAACUAAGAUUCAUGAGGAUGGCUGCAAUGCCAUGCUUUGGUGGUGAGUUCAGAGUUAAUAAGGCUGGCAUCCAUACUGUGAUCUGUUUGAUAUAAUUGUCAACAACUACUUCCAGAUCACGCUUUUGAUAAAAUUUCUAGGUUCUGUUCAGCUCCUCAAGCGUUUGAUAAUACUUGGAGUUUAAACAACAUUUUGCAUCAGUUUAGUUUAUGGAAAGACACUAUGGAGUAAAAUUAUCCAUAUAAUACACCCAUCUAUUUUCCAUUAUUUGAUACAGAUUAAGUUUUAAAUUCUGAUGAAUAAGUCUUCGUUUUCUUCUUUUUUCAGGCCACCUUGGGUCAAUUAGUAGCCUUGGAACUUGUUAUUUACUUAAAUUCUAUCUAUAGAGAACCCCAUUCUUCUUAAGGAUGUUUCAUUGCUUGAAGAUACACAUAAUGAUCGCUCUUUUCUAUUUUUACCUAAAGUCAUUCUGAUUUUAAAAUCAUCUGUUCUGUAUACAAAUAGGGUCACUUUGCAACCAUUUGUUGAAUAUGUAUGGUACUUUUCUCUCUCUAUCAGACUAUGUGAAUAAUGUUUCUAACUGUGAAGGAUAUAUAUCUAAUUCUAAUUGGAAUGCACACUUCUAAUUGAAUUGUAGGGAAUCCAUUAUAAGUUGACCUCGGUGUACAUGCAUUCUGCCUAUAUUAUGGAUCUUGAUUAGGUGGUGGCCUAGCAGAGUCUGUUUUUUGUAAUAACCAUCAAGAUAUCAAAAGUAGGGCAUGCCUUAUAGUAUUUUAAAGGUACCAUAAGGUGGCAACAGCCAAAUAAUACAGUACACAUAGAUAGUUGUGAUCUCAUAACUGCCAAAUGUUUGAUUCACCCUCCUCCUCUAGAACCCUCUUUUUUCCAUCGUUGAACUACUAUGUCUUCAUCAACGUGGACAUGGCGUAGGUGCUAUCUGACCAAGCUGGUUAAUUGUUUGGUGGUUAUCCCAAGGGACCUGGUUUCAAAUCCCACCUUCACCAGCUUUUGGGGGGUGAGGGAUGCUUUGGGAAGGGCAACACUCCAUUGUGUAGCCCAUUGCCUACAUGCCUCUUCUACCAAAAAAAGAAUAAGUAAAUAAAGUGGACAUUGUGGAAAACGAUGAUUUUGAUAUACAUGCAUGAAUUGCAUUUUUCAAUAUAUAUGAUGCAUAAUGUUUAACUAAUGGCUAGAUAACAGGAUAAAAUAGUUAAAUUUUGAUUAAAUGUUAGCAAAGUCAGCAUCUGUGAUAAUUUUCAUCAAGUUGGAAAACCUAUAAUAUAUGGGAAGUAUUACAGUAUUCUAUUCUACUAAAUGUUUCAUAGUACAGUAACUAGAGGGAGCUGAAAUUUUAUACCAUUAACUGGACUUACACCUCGCCUCCAUUGCUGCAGCACUCUGCAGUCUUCACUUGAAUUAGCCUUUAUAGAAAUAGAUUAUACCCUAUAGGUGCCCAGUAUCACAUUUUCUUAUGUAUUCUUUAAUUGUGUAGUGUGUGCAAUGACUACUGGUCCUUACAACAGAGACAUCAGGCCUGAGGCAGGACAUCUAGAAACAUUCAGUCACUAAAGAAUUAGAAACUUAGGGAAGGAGUAGCAUUUCACCUCUUUCCAGCCAAGGAGAAUCGAUUAGAUGAUAGAUGCAAUCAAGGAGAUCCUAAAUCCAUAAAGGCUAUAUCUAUUUUAGAACAUGGAUGUGGAUCGAGCUACCCAUUUUCAAUACUUUUUAAUGUAAACUAUUUUUAAUAUUCGAUAGUAUGAACAUCAUAUCACUUGUAAUUCUUCUGAUUGGGUCGGUGAUUGAAGUUAAGUUCGUUUCCUGUUAAUGCUGCAAAGUGCAAGCAGUAACUUUCCAGUCCAACUGUCAGUAUCAUCAUAAAAGCUAGAUGCUCCAGUUUCCGUCUUACUGUUUUAAAGCCUAUUUUGCUCAGCCUAUGAUAUGCGAGGGAAAAUUGAACAUUUCUUCAUUUGAUUUGCUUCGCCUGCAUUUAUACAUGGAUUCUAGCUAGUUAAAAAAAAAAAUAUGUUUCUAUCUACUUAAUGAUGAGCUGUGCUAUGCCUCUAGGGGUUAUUGAUAGUAUUCAGAAACUUUUUAAAUCCUUUUCUGGGCUCAUGAUAUUGGUAAAAAAGUAUCCAUUUAGUUUUGUGGGAUGCUGUUUGUAAACCUAAAAUGGCUGGAGGUCUGAGUUUAUAUGACCUCAGGUAUGGAUGCACUGCUCUCAUCACCUGGUUAGCUGCUAAUUUGAUGCUCAAUCCUUACUCCUUGUGGGCCUCUGUGAUGGCUGAGAAGUAUGGAUUUCCGGGGACUUGGGAUGGUUAUAGGUGUACCAGAAGGUCAUCCCGAAUUUGGAAAGAGAUUAUUCUACAUUCGGUUGACAUUAAAUUUGCAUUUCAAUGGUCAGUAGGAAACUGCUCGAGGAUUGAUAUUAUUAAUGAUGCAUGGAUUACUGACAUUCCUUUAGUCAGAAGUGAAACCUUUGUCAAUUCUGAUGUGAGUAUGGACGGUCAUUGUGUUUCUUCUUUGAUUGAACAAGGGGAGUGGAAUUGGUGCUCUUGAAUCAUUUUUUCGGUCCUGAUUUUGUAACUGCCAUCACUUCUAUUCCUUUGCCAGAGGCUACUGUUAAUGAUGUGCAAACUUGGUAUAAAUCUGGUUUUUCGGUGGUUAAAGCAAGGGAUUUUUAUCAUGAGCUAUUUCAUAAUGGUGGAGAGUUGGACGAUAAUUCUACUACUAUCUUCGCUGCAAUUUGAAAUUUUCAGCUACUACUCGUGUUCUUUUUUGGUGGAAGGUGGCUUGGAGGCGGUUGACUUGGCAAACUCUGCUUAUGUCCAGAGGAUUAUUAGAUCCUUUGGAGGGAGGUUGUGAUUUGUGUCAUGAUUCGGAGGAUGUUGAUCAUAUUUCACCUAGCUGUUCAAUGGUUAAGGAGACUUUGUGUCAUAUUUCAGCAAGACUUCAAUUUACUUUUCCAUGUGAUACUGUUGAUUUACUUCUCUCUUCUUUUCAAAGGAGGAUAGAUCCAUUGCUGCUCUCUAUUCUGGCAUAUGCUGGCUGGAUCUUGUGGAAAGCUCAGAAUAAUAGUCUUUCAACAACUUCAUACCACUCCGCAGACUAUGGCUGAUCAAGCUGUUAGAAUGGCAAAGGAGUUCCAUCAUGAGGCGUCAAAAGUUUCUGAACACAAUAUGAGGCACUGGGUCGUUUGCGACUAGAGAAGUCCCUCCUAACAAAUCCUAUCUUGGUUAGGUGGAUGCCCCCUCCCCUUGGAUGUGUCAAGGUUAAUUUUGAAGGGUCUUUGAACAAUCAUCUUAGUGGGGUGGGGUUUGUUAUUAGAGACCGUGAAGGGAGACUUCUUCUGGCUGGUGCUUGACUUUCUACCUAUGCUUCUGUCCAUUUCAUUGAAUUUCGAGGAGCAUGGGAACGUGUCUGGGCUGCAGUUAAUAUUUUGAAAUGCUCUAGAAUUCAGCUGGAGGGUGAUUCAUGACAGUCGUCAGUUGGAUUUCCAGUCGAGCUUCUAGUUGGAUUGCCAACCCUUUGCUUAGUGACAUCCAUUGUCUGUUGUCCUCUGUGGAAUUUUUCUCUGUGCAACAUGUUUAUCCGGAGGCAAAUUUUGCAGCAGAUUGGUUGGCUUCCUUGCAUUCGAAUCUGUAGGCAGAUGUCCACGGACUCUCUCGGCUUAGAAGGGCUUCGUGAUCUUUGUUAUUUCUGUUAGUUUUCCUUUUAGUUUUUUCUGUUUUCUCUUGUCUGUCUGACAAGUCACCAAAAUUUUAGUUGAGGAUUUGCCCUUUGUGCAAAAUGAUUGCAGUAUGGCAACUUUAAGCAUGCCACCCAAAAUGUAUUUACUAUUUAUAUUGAAAUGGCAUCAUGUUUGUGUUGA